CAUACUGUUAUUAAAAUCCUUAAGAACGGCCUCAUUGAUAACUAUCCCGAGCAUUUACCUCUGCGCUCCGUAACAACACCCAAGUUGUCCGACAUCCCUUGACCUUAGCUCACAUCUUUCUACAAUCCUCCUUCACAGCCAGUCUUUGUGGAAUAUCUCACAAUUACAUUUAAAAUGGCACAUACCAAUGGCACACGUCAUGUGCUCCUUCGACCAGGCAUAUACGCGCCGACCAUGACUUUCUUUGAUCCGGAAACGGAAGACCUAGAUAUUCCAACUAUUCGGAAGCAUGCUGUGCGAUUGGCCAAAGCUGGACUUGUCGGACUCGUCACCAUGGGUUCAAAUGGAGAGGCGGUGCACCUAGACCGCAGCGAACGAAUGCAAGUGACUCGCGCAACGCGAGAAGCUCUUGACGAAGCUGGCUUUCAAAAUGUUCCUGUCAUCGCCGGUGCCGCAGAGCAAAGCGUCAGAGGGACCUUGAGUCUCAUCCGCGAAGCUGCCCAAGCUGGUGCUGACCAUGUAUUGCUCGUUCCGCCCAGCUAUUUUCGCCCGGCUAUGACAGAUGAUGUGCUCUACGACUACUACACCACCGUAGCAGAUGCGUCACCAUUGCCCAUUCUACUAUAUAAUUACCCGGGCGCAGUCGCUGGGAUCGACAUGAGUAGCGACCUGAUUAUCCGCAUCUCCCGGCAUUCCAACAUCGUGGGCACAAAGUUUACCUGUGGUAAUACAGGCAAACUUACCCGUGUUGCUGCCGCCCUGGAUGCAGCUUCCGUCAAAAACGCAGGGUCGGGAUACAUGGCCUUUGGUGGCUUUGCCGAUUUCACUGUACAGACCCUAGCCAGCGGCGGCUCUGGAAUUAUAGCAGGAUGCGCCAAUGUCUUUCCGAAGACGGCAGUGCGUGUCUGGAAUCUUUGGUCGCAGGGUAAGAUUGAUGAAGCGAUCAAGCUCCAGACAUUAGUGUCUCAGGGCGACUGGAUCACUACCAAGGGCGGGGUUGCCGGCACCAAGGCUGCCCUUCAACUAUAUUUUGGCUACGGUGGCUACCCGAGACGCCCGUUGGCGCGGUUGUCCGAAGAGAAGACGAAGCAGCUCGGCGAAGAUCUGGCGGAUAUAAUGAAGUAUGAAGCGGGGUUGUGAGGUAAAUUAAUGAUCGCAUGCGCAGAGCUCUUGGCUCGAUUUCAAUGAGAUAUUAUAAAAUGGACAGAUGAUUUCUGAGCAAUCGAAAAUGUUAGGCAAUUAUGGUAGCAAUUUACGUGGAGAUGAAUUGAUUUUCCAAUUUCAGCAUAGAUUUCCCAGACGAAAUGAUAAUCACGACUGAGUAUAUAAUAAGAACGUCA
This is a messenger RNA of Xylona heveae TC161, 1340 nucleotides long. RefSeq names its product aldolase. The transcript is spliced from 2 exons. Bases 175 to 1140 code for a protein of 321 amino acids. The record is from RefSeq and is a predicted model, not a curated record. NCBI's taxonomy places the organism in Eukaryota, Fungi, Ascomycota, Xylonomycetes, Xylonales, Xylonaceae. Gene Ontology annotation, molecular function: 4-hydroxy-tetrahydrodipicolinate synthase activity.